ACUUUGCGUCGCGAACAAGUAGCAAGGACAAAGUAGCUGUUCCAGCGCCAUACAUCGCCCGUCAUGAUGUCUCUCUUGCUAGCGGUCUUUUUGCUGAACCUCGCCAUCCACCUCAUCAACACUCUUGGAGCAGCGACUCUCAACGAGCUGCUCUGGGUCCUCUACAACAAGCUCCCUACACCAACGGCAAAAGAUGCGCAAAACUCGGCACGACUGAAGAAGGAGGUGGUCCGCCUGAAGCGUGAGAUGAACGCUGUCAGUGCACAAGACGAGUUUGCCAGAUGGGCCAAACUGCGUAGAACGCACGACAAAGCUGUCGCCGAGUACGAGAAGAGCACAACCUCGGUUCAAGACACCAAAGCCAAGUUCGACAAGACGGCCAAUGUUCUUCGCUGGUUGGGUACAAACGGUAUGCGCUACCUGCUACAGUUCUGGUUCUCGCGUCAAGCACUUUUCUGGCUGCCGCAGGGCUGGGUUCCUGGCUACGUCGAAUGGCUUCUCGCAUUCCCCAGAGCACCCAAGGGCAGUAUCAGCAUUCAGCUUUGGGGCAUCGCGUGCGCCAGCGUUAUUUCCCUAUCGAGCGAAGCAAUCGUUGCUACCUAUGUGCUGGCUACAAAACGCCCCGACAUGAAGGCUGGCAAGCAAGAGCAGGAGCCCCAGGCAUUUAAGAACGAUGGAGCAACAACCACGUCGGCAGAUGGCGAGAAGGAAUUGUAAAUUCAGGCAGAGAGCACACAUAAGCCGUAGUGAUACCCAAGAGGAUUUUUGUACAUGAUAUGUCUCUCAACAUUUUGACGCAAGAUCUUCAAAGCAGAGCUCAGAAACUGCAACACGAGUGAGAUGAUCUUGGCAGAUCGUUGGGCUCAAUCUAGGCGU
This is a messenger RNA of Aureobasidium pullulans EXF-150, 876 nucleotides long. RefSeq names its product protein get1. Gene Ontology annotation, biological process: tail-anchored membrane protein insertion into ER membrane. Lineage: Eukaryota; Fungi; Ascomycota; Dothideomycetes; Dothideales; Saccotheciaceae. The transcript has 3 exons. Gene Ontology annotation, cellular component: GET complex. The coding region runs from base 64 to 717 and encodes 217 amino acids. The record is from RefSeq and is a predicted model, not a curated record.